AGGGAUGUUGCGCCGCGCGGGAAUGCACCCCGCGAGAGAUGUCAGUAAUUUGAAAAUGGAAUAGUUUUGAAAUGGAAAGUAGUUUUUAAAAUUAAUCGCGAGGUGAUCGCUGAUUGGUGCGAUUUUUUCCGCGCGUGUUUUAUUUUUCGAGUGUAGUUAGAUGAAAUGUUUUAAAAAAUAAAAAUAAGUAUUUAGGGUACCUACGUAAGUGUGGUUUGUGAGGAUUUGUUGCAGUGGUCUCGUCGCGGUAUGGGUAUUGUGGUGCCUGUAUAACCUUGACACAAUUUCCCGCGCUGCUUCAACAACCUUGUUUUCAAUUGCACUCUCUCUUGACAUUUGCAAUAACGAAGGCUAUUUAUAAUUAGUGUAGUUUAAUGCAAUGUUAUCGUGUGUGAUUUAUGAAAACUAUAUGGAGUUAAUGUUAAAAUUUUCUAAACGUUAAUAGGUAUAUUUUACUUAAAUAAUGCACAAUGUGGACUGUUAGAUGAUACGGACUAAAUCGUGUAUUAAAUGUUGUAAACAAUCAAUUCUUAUAUGAUGUUGUGAUAUUGUCAGUGCAAAACCUGUACUAUCAAAAUGAUAACUUCAAAAGAUACAAAAACCAUCACAAUGCUGAUUGCAAUCGGUGUUCUGUGCAUAAUGAGACUGACCAACUGUGACAUAAUCACCGACACGCCAAAAGAUAGCAUAAAACAGAAAGACGGUUCAUACAACGAAGUCCAAGAGCCGGAAACUCUGCCAGUUCUGCACGGAAACGAUACACGGUGCAGAAUAUCGGAGUACCAGUGUUUCAAUAAAAAAUGUAUACCGAUAAACCGGUUCUGCGACGGCAGUAACGACUGUGGCGACGCCUCGGAUGAGCCACGACACUGCACACGUUGCAAUAAGACGUAUUACGGCGACAUAGGCCGUACAUACGAGGUGGAGUUGCAUAGACCGAGAGAAGACCUCGUCCCCUACGUCUGCCUACUAACUAUAACCGCUGCGGGGGGCAUGCACGGAGAUCUUGUACAGAUUCUAUUCGACAGUUUCACCCUGGGUCGGUUCAUUUCCUUCACCGAUGGCGGUUGUCCGGAUGGCUACAUGCAGAUACAAGAAGCUAGCCGGCCCCAAGUUGGCGGCUCAUGGUGCGGGACUUCAUGGGGCCCUUCGAUAUACUACAGCGAAACGAAAUCCAUCACCCUCAUCAUACGCUUACUACACCUAUCGAAGGAGCAGAACAAUUAUAAUUUCGAUUUUCGAAUGGCUUACAAGGUUUUGAGAAGAGAAUAUGCUACAGUCCGCUAUGGAGGGAGUCCACCUUCAGAGCGCCCCUUUUUCAAACUCAGGCCGAUGUUAUAUCCCGUAAACAUAUCACGCGGAGAAGAUACGAACGCUGGGAGGAUGACAAAAACCCUCGAGUAUUACCUUGGGGAUUUGAUCUCAGGGACUUAUUGCUCCCGGAUCUUCAGCGACUGCGAUCGUAAAAACUGUAGAUUACAGUCCCCGAACUUUCCCGGGGUUUAUCCUAGGAACCUGACUUGUUACUACGCGGUGCGACAACACGAGGUGCCUCAAGGGAAACACGCUCUGAUUGUGGUAAAGCAACCGAAUGGUCAAUUAGUUUCUAUAAGGAGUCAGAAAGCUUUGUACGCGCCAUCGCAAAAUGAUAGAGAAAACAACGGAAGGGAACUAAAAUUUUGGCAACAGUGCGACGAAGUUCAGGAUUAUGUCACCGUUUACGAUGGAUACACUACGAGGGAUCCGGUGAUCCUGAGGUUUUGCGGAGGAGGCGUGUCAGUACCAGAGGCGAUAUCGAGUGGACCGGAACUUUUAGUGGAGUUUACAACUUCACCGUUCGGAACAUUUCUGCAACCCGCUACAUCGCAAUCUUUGCACGGAUUUCAGUUAGAAGUUGAGGUACGCUUCGUAGACCAGCAAUCACCAACAUACGCGAAAAAUAAAAGAGCAUGCGAGUUUUGGAUCCGAGGAACUGGAAGAGGAGUAUUAGAACAUCCCCAACAUUCGCUACCCCCAAACACGACGUGCUUAUAUCACAUGCAGGGUAUCGACACAUCAGGCCCUUCUGGGAGGAACAUCAUCUACAGAAGGCAGUUUUCAGCUCCAAGAUUCCGAGUUUGGUUCUCAGUUUUGAAGUUUUACGUGACCAACGCUCUCAAUCCUAAUUUGCCCGAGGAUGAGUAUUGUGGAAGUCAUUUGAAUAUAUGGGACGGUCCGAUGAGAAUAUCGCCCGGUUGCAGUGAUAUUUUUUGUGACAAAGAGAGAUCAGUCCAAAUGUCAAGAGCCACGUCCCCCCAGUCAGUGAUAGUGGGUCGCCCCCCCACAAAUGCGACCCUCGUAGCGAGGUUCUGCAGAGAGCGUGCGCCGAGGACCUGUGAACACGCGCUACUGAGGAGAUCUAGGGCGUGCGCCCGAACUGAAAGCUUUCUGUCUAAAGGAGACUCCUUGACUUUAGAAUUGAAGUUGACUCAAGGCACAGCUUUAAAACCAAUUUUCUUCAAGGCUCUAUACGAGUUUGUCGAUCUACACCAAGACGGGGAGCAGUGGGGUCGUGGGCCUUGCUCCAGAAGAUUUGUCUCCAGAUCGUUCCCUGAAGCCCCGCCCGAUCCUCCCAUCACAUUCUCGUCUCCUAGAGACGUGUUUUUGUAUGGCAGAGGUGGAGCCAGAAAUAUUAGUUGCACAUAUCGCUUUGAAGCUAACCCAGGGGAAGUAGUUCGGCUCCGGGUCUGGGGAGUCCGCAAUGGCGGUCGUCUCUGCAGAUCCGUCCACUCGGCACAUUCAUCCUGGUUCCGCUGCGGAGGGAACCCCACUGCUGCUGUGAGGAUAUUCGAGAGACCUUGGAGAGAUAGCGGACCUGGUAUACCACGCGACUGUUUGUGUAGUGAUGUCACUGAUUAUGAAUUCACGUCAAGCUCAAUGGUCGCAGAACUCAAAUUCGACGUUGUGAACAUGUCAGCAGUGGAUGACUUCCGUUCUUUCGGCUUCGAAGCGUCAGUCGAGUUUGUUCGUAUUGAAAGUGUAUGUGAAAGCACACACAGGGUGUAUGGCGCUAGUGGUGAAUUGAGACUAGCUGCUCAGUCAGCAUUGUCUGAACCAGAGCACUGUGAUCAACGACCCUGGUUAAUAGACCCUGCUCCAGGAAGAUACCUAUACAUGCAAAUCCAGGGUAGCUUGCUUAGAGAGCCAGAACUAGAUAACUUCACACUCCAGAACAAUAUCACAGUGGCGCCUGACUUGGGACACCUAUGCCGAACACCAAAUCGUAUUGCUGUAUACGCUGGAGGACUAUCACCUUUGUUUAUAUGCCCUAAGCCUCCACAAGAACAGGAAGAUGAUGUCGUAGAAGUGUUUUCAGAAGGGUGGUCCAAAGAGAUAGACUCAUUGGCUCGACACGUGCUAGCGCCGCCGCCUUCUCCAGACCACUUCGAUCUAGACUGGCCGAGAUCCCUUUCCGUUGAGUUGAUGGGCGUUGAGUUUGCAACAUACUAUGUCACGUGGCUGGAACUUUCUAGACGGCACGCAAGUGAGCAAGGGGGUGUUUUCGCACUGUCGGGCGAAUGUCCGUACCGCUGCGAGUCACUGGACGCCUGCAUCGAGCCAGCGCUGUGGUGCGACGGCGUGUCGCAGUGUCCGCAAGGCGAAGACGAGCGCCUGUCGCAGUGCUCAGCAUUGCUGCGGGUGCCUGCGCACUACGCUGUGGCGCUGCUCGCAUUCACAAUACUCACUGCUUUCGCUGUGAUAGCAGUAGCGCGCUCAUGCCGCAGACGCCGCUCAGCAUUGCAGCAGCGACUCAAGAGCCUGUCAUCCGACACGGCCAUAUUCGACGAGAAAGAAGUGAUUUGCUGACCAAGCGAGGACUCUGUGCGAUACGUCGAAGUCGACAGGGUAACCACUGUUUGACUUUCCGCACAGGGUCUUUGCUUUGUAUCACGGGUCAAUUUUGACUGGUAGAAAAGCGGACAAUGCUGGUCCGAGAUUGAGGAACGAAUCGUUCGCGUUGUUUGGAGAUUCGGUGUUAUAUGGUUAUAAUGAAUAUUAUAGCUGUUGCUGCCUCCUAAGGGAUACUUAGAUUUAGGUUAUUACAGCAAGGGUUUUUUACCAAAAAAAUAUUGCACGGGGAUUAAAUAUAUGCGGCAAAACUUCUUUAACUAAAGCAAAAAGUUAUUGAAGUAAAGAUUUUCUUUGAAAAUCUUUUUGCAUAACACCGUGAAAACAAUUAAAAACCUUCUUUUUUAUUUUAUUCGUAAUUUACUUAAAUAUCUAAUAUCAACAAACAGAACCAACAAUUAAAAAAAUAUAUAUAUUGUGAGUAUUUAACAUUGUGGAUCAUGCUGAAAUAAUCUAAGUCUAACAUAUAACUAAUGUUACCAAGAAUUUUAAAAUUACGUACUCACAAAGGAAGUAUGUUAAUAUUGCGUUCAAUUUAAAUUUGUACAUAUUGGACCAAUUACUGUUGAUCGGCCGUUGUGGUUACAAUUAAAAUAACAAUUAUUAUUUUUAAAUGUAUAAAAGGAAAACGAAUGAGUGAAUAAUGUAUUCAUUUGUACGUAAGUGUACUAACUGUGCCUAUUAAAUAAAUGGUUACAUAAAAUUAAAUGUAAUCAUUGAACCCGCAAAUAAUAAUUCGAUAAGAUUGUGUGUGUAUGUAAUGAAGAAAAUGAAUAGGAUGAUAAAGAUAUAACCAGCGAAGUAAUAAAUUUAGGCAAAAUUUUGUUACUGUUAAUGAUAAAAGUGAUAAAAUAUUAACAUGACAAAGAGUUAUAAUUUUUUAUGUUACUUUAGUUGGUUAAAAACGUAGACAGAGAAGUUAAUAGACCUAUAGAAAGCAUCCAUAAUUAAAAAGACAACAGAAAAACAAAAUCGAUAGAAAAUAUCCAAUCCCUCAAAAAGACUUUUUUUAAUAUGGCCAAUGUUGGGAAUCCCCUCCAACUAGUCGGAAAAGAUUGUGUUAGGAAUAGGUAAGACAAUAGUCCAGCAGAUCGAACCACCACCACCACCACUUCUCGGUGAUGAGUCCGUCCCCUUUUACCGUUGAGCUAUUCAGGCUAUAUAAAAAAUAAGGUGAUUUGAUAUAUUUUGCUGCCUUGACUCGCGUCAUGCAAAACGACGGUCUAAAUAAGAAUAAACGUAAUUGCACAAAAUUAGAGCCUCAACUUGUUGCAAAUUAAAAGUAACCUUAAGUUAGCUUACAGUUAUUGCUGAAAAAUAUUUUGGAAUGCCAAAAUUGUAUUGUUUGAUUUACAACGGUUCGCCAGUUGUCUAUUGCCAACUCUGUCUACGGUGUGAAACAGUUUAUAUAAUAACGCACAAUAAAUGUUAAGGCCGAUCGACAUUUGUGGCACAACACGAUAUUGUUUGUUUAUUUACUCGAUUGUGAUUUUUAAAAAUGUUGUACAUAUUUAAACGUAGAGACUCUUAAGAAAAGUUCAUUAAUAUUAAUAUAAUUACUAUAUAUUAUAAUAAAAAUAUUUGCAUUAGGCUUUAAAAAUAUAUCGUUGUGGCAAUAAUUUUGUUCACCUUGUGUUCAGAUCGGACUUUGCCUGUGUUCUAUAAUCGUUAACCUAAAUUCGUAUACGUGAUAUUAACUGCCAUUUUGUAAAAGAAAAUGUUCUUUCAAUAUAACCAAAUUAUUGAAUAUAUUAUAUUGUUUAUUCUGGUUGCGUAUAUACAUAUAUUAUUUUACAUUGAAACAAUUUAUCGUCUAUUGACAAAGUUACAGUUAUUGGCCGUGAACUUGCCGUUAAAUAUUAAUUUAGUAGAGUACACUCCAUUUAAAUAUGGUGAAAUCAAUUAUUAAACGAAAAUAACAAUAUAAAAUAUCCUAAAAUAAAAAUAAUAUGUUGUAAAUAAAAUUAAAACUAUUCAUAUCUUAGAAAUGUAUUAAAGUGAUAUAAAAAGUUUGUUUCCCAAGGAAAUUAUUGAAUUCUAUAAUGUCGAGUUAACUAUUAGAUGAAUUGUAGAAAAUCAAGAUCCUAUUGAAUACACCUCGUUGUAUUGUAAGAUAUUAUGUGAAUUAGAAUUGAGGUUAAAUUAAUCUUUUGAAUUGUAAUUUACACUUGUGGUCAUAUUAAUAAUAUAAAAAAUAUCACUAGCAGAGCCUUAAAACGUUGUUCGGUCUCGAACAUUACAUUGAUGGUAUGGAACACAAUUCUCAAUUUGAUGAUACAACAAAGCCAUUCAAAAUUAUGGUUCCUCAUAUUUUUUUUCUUUUCGAGGUAGUUAUCCAAGAUAUCAAAGUUUAUAAAAAUCUAUUGUAUCUACAGUCUCAAAACUUGAUUAUCCGGACAUUGGUCAUAUCACAGAACAGAAAACACUAAAAGCUAACGUUUCGCAACUAUCCGGACUACCAACCAUGAUAAUGUAACUAUUUACAAAGAUGAAUAGACGUAUUGGGUACGCUGAAACCUUCCCAUUCGUUAGCAUUUCACAAGACUUCUGCGUCUGCCCCAGGCACUAAGCUAAGUAGUUGCUAAUCAUCUCUGUUGUUAGUAACUUGACAAUAAUCAAAGAAAAAUUGAUUAUUCGCAUACGCUAAUUUUAAUUAAUUUUCGGUAAAUAACCCCAGAGUUAUGGGAAAUACUCCCCAGUAGCCUGUAUGCUGCAUAUUGCUAAUAGAAUACUCUAUUAGCAUUAUUAUACUCUUAAAUAUAAUUGGUAAUAGAAUACUUCCCAGCAACCUGUAUAUUGCUAAUACAGUAUUUUAUUAGCAAUAUACAGGGUGCUGGGAAGUAUUUCUCUUAACCCUGGGGUUAUAUUCUUUACCGAACCCAUAACCAGCACCCUGUAUAGUCUGGUAAUCGUGUCUUUAGUGUAUUAAAUCAAUUAUUUUCAGUUAUUUGAAAGUAAUAAUGGUAGAACGUUUUUCAGAAGCUCACAAGUGUAAAUAUAGAUUCUAAAUUCGAUAAAACUAUAGAAAUUGUUACGAGGUGUAGUUCUCUUGUUUAUGGAAUAAAGUGUUCUUUAUAAAUAAUUCGUAUUGAAGUAAAUAAUUUCAGGAUCUAUUACGUUAAGCAUAGCCAACAUAAAAAUGGAAUAGUUGAAGCAGAAAAAACGAGCGAAGUGAUCGUAGGAAUGUUUAAUUGAUGAAGAUUGUUGCAGUCUGAAUGGAACGUCACUAUAAAUAUUAUAGAAGUAGAUAGUUAAUUAGAAUGCGCUUUUUGUAGUGCUCUGAACCAAAUUUAGAUUUACAUUAUAAGUAAUAAUGUUGGAUGGUGGUAAUAUGAAACGAGAAAAGGCUCGCGUAAAAGAUUUUGGCUAUCGAUCUAAGAUCUAUGGAAAAAAACAGUAAUUGGUUAAAUCUUACUCAUUGUUAAGAAAUAUGGAGAAUUAGGUAAUGCCAUUAAACAACACGACAAUUAGUUAUGGCAAUAUAUUCCAAGAAGUCCGCUUGGCUUUGGAAGUACUGGUAAAGUGUACAGACAUGCGUUUGUUAACGGGGUUGUUGUGUGGGUGUAUGCAGUAAUCCAGGUUUUUAUAUGUAUUAUAUAGAUAGAUAGUCCUUGACAGUUAAAACGCUUCGCUCCUUCAGUUUGUGGACACAAGUGCGUUUGGUGCUUAAUCAUACCACGCCAUGAAACAAGUCUCGCAGAUAAAACAACAUCAACAGACAGACAGAACAAUAAUCAACAGACUUUAUCUUAGAUACCUACAAUAUCACUAAACUGGUGGUCAGCCAUGUGUUGUUGUCCGAAUUCUUUAAAAACGAGUACAAAUUAGGCGUUUUGAAUCGCGCGCUGUGGUGUUGCGCCUUUUUAGAAUAAAGAGAUUGGAUGUACAGUGCAAAGGUGCGCUUCUUAUCAAACGCGUAUAUGACGCGGCCGUCAGAAUUGCGUUAGAACGUGUGUUGCAGGGGCGUCAUCUGCGCAUCUUGACGCCACUUUGUUUUACAUUUGCGUGCUUUCGUGUAGGAUGGACGUCUUUUUUUGAACUGAACCAGAAGUUUACCUUACCUUGGCCGAGCUCGUAAAACGCCGUGCUGACCGUGGUACGUUACCAAUGUCCUCUGAACGAAACACUGAGCUUCUAAUGUUUACUUGCUGUAUAACAGUAGCUCACUACUGCUGCAUCAGCAGGACUUCUUUCGUGGUGCAGGGUCUACACGAAAGUGAAACGAACUUCCCGGAAUAUAUUGCCUACAACAACUACUAUGUUUACUAUGUUUAACUAAUAGGUUAGUUUUAAUUUGUAAUAAAUUUGUUAUACGGUAAGAUUAGUGAAGCUGAUUUAGGAUUAUAUCGUCUUCCAUAACGUACGAUAAUUCCGGAUUUCUUUUCCUUACGUUCCGACAGUUGUGACAAUUACGAAUGUUUUGUAAUGGGAGUAAACUAAUCCGAAUCAGGUGUUACCUGGAAGACAAUAAUGAUGGAAAAUAGCCGUUUAAGCAGAGAUACUAAUUUCAAAUAACUCAAUGAGAAAAAGUUACGGUGAUAUAAGAAGUUUUUAAAAUAAAAUUAUUUACUGCAUGA
Messenger RNA from Bicyclus anynana (squinting bush brown), 8465 nucleotides. RefSeq lists its product as uncharacterized. The record is from RefSeq and is a predicted model, not a curated record. The coding region runs from base 577 to 3846 and encodes 1089 amino acids. The transcript is spliced from 14 exons. Lineage: Eukaryota; Metazoa; Arthropoda; Insecta; Lepidoptera; Nymphalidae. Gene Ontology annotation, molecular function: protein binding. Gene Ontology annotation, cellular component: plasma membrane.